Messenger RNA from Carica papaya (papaya), 1668 nucleotides. NCBI's taxonomy places the organism in Eukaryota, Viridiplantae, Streptophyta, Magnoliopsida, Brassicales, Caricaceae. The record is from RefSeq and is a predicted model, not a curated record.
AUGGGGACAUUUCAGAGCUUUAGGAAAGCUUAUGGCGCGCUCAAGGAUACGACUAAGGUUGGCCUUGCGAAGGUCAACAGCGAAUUCAAGGAUUUGGAUAUUGCAAUAGUAAAGGCCACCAAUCACGUUGAAUGUCCUCCUAAAGAACGUCAUAUUCGAAAAAUAUUUUUUGCAACAUCGGUGGCACGUCCCCGAGCAGAUGUGGCAUAUUGCAUUCAUGCGCUUGCCAAGAGGUUAAACAAGACGCGUAGUUGGAUUGUCGCCAUUAAGACGUUGAUUGUCAUUCAUAGGACAUUGAGAGAGGGUGAUCCUACAUUUAGGGAGGAGCUUCUAGGCUACUCGCACAGAGGGCGCAUUCUCCAAAUAUCCAAUUUUAAAGAUGAUUCAAGCCCUCUUGCCUGGGACUGCUCUGCAUGGGUUCGAACAUAUGCACUCUUCCUAGAGGAGAGACUUGAAUGUUUUGGGGUCUUGAAGUAUGAUAUUGAGACAGAGCGUUUGACAAAAUCAGAAGCUGCAAUUAGCAAGGCACACAGUAGAACACGGAUUUUGAGUAGUGAAGAGCUAUUAGAGCAGCUGCGUGCAUUGCAGCAAAUUCUGUACCGUCUCAUUGGUUGUCAUCCAGAAGGAACAGCAUAUAGCAACUAUCUCAUUCAAUAUGCAUUGGCCCUGGUAUUAAAAGAGAGCUUCAAAAUAUAUUGUGCCAUCAAUGACGGAAUCAUCAGUCUUGUGGACAUGUUCUUUGACAUGCCAAGGCAUGAUGCAGUUAAAGCUCUCAAUAUUUACAAAAGGGCUGGCCAACAGGCUGAAAAUCUUGCUGAUUUUUAUGAAUACUGCAAAGGAUUGGAACUUGCUAGGAACUUUCAGUUUCCAAUAUUAAGACAGCCGCCUCCCUCUUUUCUUGCAACAAUGGAAGAAUAUAUUAAAGAGGCACCUCAGACGGGUUCAGUACAUAACAGACUGGAAUAUACUGAAAGAGAAGAAGAGUCUUCCAAGCCAGAAGAACCAGUAGAAACUGAAAAGCAAGUUGAAAAUGCGAAAGAGAAUGAGCCCCUGGUUGAGACAGAGGAAGAACCUCAGCCUAAGGAAGAGGAGAUUGAAACACCUCCUUUAAUAUCAACUGAAGAUGUGGACUUAUUGGGUUUGAAUGAAAUAAAUCCAAAAGCUGCAGAGCUAGAGGAAAGCAAUGCACUGGCUCUUGCAAUAGUUCCACAAGGCCAUGAUCCAUCAAAUCCAAAAAAUCUCGCUUUAGCUGAAAUCAGUGGAACAGGAUGGGAGCUAGCGCUUGUUACUACUCCCUCCAAUAAUAUUACCAGCAAUUUGACACAAAACGAACUGGUGAGGCUAUGGACAGGAGCAGCAUCUCCAAACCCGUUCGAGCAAGCACAUGAUCCAUUUCAUAAUGUCCAACAACUUCGCUCCCCCAACCAAUGUGCAGAUGGCAUUAUUGGCUCAGCAACAGCAACAGCAGCAACAGAUGAUGAUGCAACAUCAACAACAACAACAAAACAUGUCAAUGACACUAAGCCGUAUCUAGCUCUGCCGCAAUAUCCUCAACAAUCUCAGUAUCCUGAACAGCAGAUGAGUUCCAUUAAUCCAUUUGGAGAUCCUUUCCUCAGCCUCCCAACAAAUUCAUCACAGUCACAACAAGGAAACAAUAUGUUGCUCUAG